Messenger RNA from Blepharisma stoltei, 822 nucleotides. The record is from the annotation of a GenBank genome assembly. Lineage: Eukaryota; Ciliophora; Heterotrichea; Heterotrichida; Blepharismidae.
AUGACUUUAGGCAUUGACAAUGAAAAACGUUUACAAAUACUGACUCUUGGCGGCUUAAUUUCAUUUUUCUCUGGAAUUAUUCUUGGCACAAUUAAAGCUGAUGAAUGAACAGAAGCUGCUUGAAUAACAGUCAUGAUACCAUUGAUAGUUUCAAUUGGGAUUGGCCCUAUUGCUAUGCACUGCUAUUUUGAUAUGACAUGCCCUAGAGGCAAAUCAAGACAAUUUGUGCUGAUAAUCAUUUAUAACAUAGCGAUCUCCUUUAUUAUUUUUGUGAUUCUGGGGUCUUUAGUACUAGAUGAUUAUGUCGAUAUUUCUUGGUCUAUAGCGUUAAUUCCAAUUUGAUAUGGGCUAAUUGCUUAUUUUUUAUUUAUUUGCUUUAUGCUCCCUGGUCUACUUAAUCCUGAGGUUAACAUGCAAAGGCAAGCAUUUUUACUUUUUCUAUGAUUCUUUGCGUUUUGCAGUUUUUUAGUUAUGCUCACAUUUUACCUGGACAAAGACAGCCCUGACUCUUUUGCAGUUGUGGUUAUUCCAAUAUUAAUUGCAAGUUCAAUCCAAAUAACAGUAUGGGGAAUAUCAAAAUACAAAACCUGAAACAGUGAGAGCCCAGACAAAUUGAUUACUUCAGAGGUUCUCAUCGUUUUUAUAUUGAUUAUUACAGAAAUUCUUAUUAUUCUCCGAACAGCCGUGAGCUCAUCAAUUCCAGCAAUAGUUAUUGCUACGCCUGGGCUUAUUUUUCUUCUUUAUUGAAUAGGCUUCUCGAUAUACGAAAUCAUCUUUAAAGGGGCAGGCUAUGAAACAUUAUCAAAUGAAACACUUAAUUAA